Molecule: messenger RNA, 351 nt
Organism: Baudoinia panamericana UAMH 10762
Lineage: Eukaryota; Fungi; Ascomycota; Dothideomycetes; Mycosphaerellales; Teratosphaeriaceae
Exons: 1
Coding region: 1-351 (116 amino acids)
Source: RefSeq, a predicted model, not a curated record
AUGGGGAGAGGGAAGUCCACGGCGGAAUUUCAUCCGUUGGACAACAAGGAGCCGGACAUGGCAGGCAUUUCUAAGACCAGACGGAACAAGAAGGUCAACAACACCACGUCUGUGAAGGCUACCGAAGUGAAGCUGGCCGCUACUAGCCCAGACCAUCUCUACCUACGCCAGCAGCAGCUGGCUGCUAUCGAAGCCUGGACUCAAGGUAUACCGAAGAGUCUGAAACCAGUUCAGCAUACCGAUGAUGCUAUUGUGCAGGCGUAUCUGGAGGCGAAGUUGGCGCUCUUGCAAAACGGAGCGGCUCAAGACCGCAAAAGUUCAUCUGCCACGGUUUCAUCGACACUGAGCUGA